AUGGUCUACACAAUCGUCGUUCACCUCGUCGCAAAAGACGACGCAGAAUGCAUCCGCAAGCUCAGCGCCAAGCUCGUCGAGGCCAGCCAGGUCUACAGCCAGGACAAGGAGACGCUGAGUUGGUUCGUCAUGCAGGAUACAAAGGAGCCGCGCAAGUUUUGUAUCGUGGAGAGGUAUGCACAGGAGAGUUCCCAACAAUACCAUCUCAACAACCCUUACUGGAAGACAUUUGACCCUUACGUCAUCCCGUUGCUGGCGGAACCGAUGGAUUUGAGGCGCUUUGAGGAGCUGGAUACGAGUGUGAGCAAGGCGAAUGCGCAUUAUCAUGAGGAUGCGGUGAGGACGGAGACGAGUUUGGGGGAUAUGUACAAGGGGACUGAUGCGUAG
This is a messenger RNA of Bipolaris zeicola 26-R-13, 387 nucleotides long. RefSeq lists its product as uncharacterized. The record is from RefSeq and is a predicted model, not a curated record. NCBI's taxonomy places the organism in Eukaryota, Fungi, Ascomycota, Dothideomycetes, Pleosporales, Pleosporaceae. Bases 1 to 387 code for a protein of 128 amino acids. The transcript is spliced from 2 exons.